Messenger RNA from Rosa chinensis, 677 nucleotides. RefSeq names its product probable methionine--tRNA ligase. Gene Ontology annotation, molecular function: ATP binding; methionine-tRNA ligase activity. The record is from RefSeq and is a predicted model, not a curated record. Gene Ontology annotation, cellular component: cytosol; aminoacyl-tRNA synthetase multienzyme complex. NCBI's taxonomy places the organism in Eukaryota, Viridiplantae, Streptophyta, Magnoliopsida, Rosales, Rosaceae. Gene Ontology annotation, biological process: methionyl-tRNA aminoacylation. The transcript is spliced from 2 exons. Bases 74 to 478 code for a protein of 134 amino acids.
UCGAUCUCUCGAGCUCCCUACAUUUCUACCGUGAGUUUUUCCAAGUAUCAUAGAAAUCUCAUAAAAUUUGACAAUGGGAGCUCUCGCCAAGCAGGACCAGAAGGUCCCCAAGCUCCCCCUGAUCAUCACCAGUGCCUUGCCAUAUGUUAACAACAUACCCCGCCUUGGGAAUGUCAUCGGCUGUGUCUUGAGCGCUGAUAUCUUUGCUCGGUACUGCCGUCUCCGGGGAUACAAUAACCUCUAUAUUUCCGGGACCGAUGAGUAUGGCAAGACGACGGAGACCAAAGCCUUGGAAGAGAAGUGCAACCCCCAAGAGAUAUGUGACAAGUAUCACAAAAUCCAUAGGGAGCUUUACCUAGGGAGGGAGGUAAGGAGGUUUAUGAGUGGUUCAACAUUAGCUUUGACCAAUUCGGCCGAACUUCCACGCCACAGCAAACUGAGUCUGCCAAAAAAAUUUCAAGAAAUUGCUGGACAAUGACCACUUUGCCGAAAGCACAAUCCAGCAGCUCUAUUGUGACACAUGCAAGAGGUUCUUAGCGGACCGGUUCGUGGAGGGAGUCAAAUAAGACAAUAUUGAGAGAAUGAAUUUUCUCGUAUAUCAUUACACCCAUUCUGUGGUGUAUAUAAAAGGGUUACAAUUGUACUACAACGUACUACAACUAUUGUGUACUCCUGUA